CUUCAUCUACCGCGCGCGCGAGGUCGACGGCGACGAUGCCCGACCUCAACCGCCCAACUUUGUCGUCCUAUUCGCCCCCCGCGAUCCUUAAAUACCCAUACGAAUCCCCUGUUAAUUACACACCCAAAGCAACAUCGUUCAAGUCCCGAGUGUCUAACUCGAGCUAGCUCGAUCGUGUAUCCAUGGCGAUUAAUAAUAACGGGAACGCCUUGGCCUUCAGCGACGCCCAGUGGUCGCUCGCCGGGAAACGAGCGGUGGUCACCGGCGGCACUAAGGGAAUUGGCUACGCCAUCGUCGAAGAGCUGUGCAAGUUCGGCGCGACCGUGCACACCUGCGCGCGCCAGGAAGCGGAUCUCCUCGAGUGCCUGCGCCGGUGGGAGGCGAAGGGGUUCAAGGUGACUGGAUCCACGUGCGACGUCUCGUCGCCGGAGGACAGGGAGAAGCUCAUGGCGGAAGUGAGCUCCGUGUUCGGUGGCAAACUCGAUAUCCUCGUUAACAACGCCGGCACGGGGUUUGUUAAGCCCAUGGCACUGAUAACGCCCGAGGAGUACAAGUUCAUGAUGAGCACCAACGUCGACUCUACCUUCCACCUGUCUCAGCUCGCCUACCCCCUUCUCAAGGCGUCCGGCGGCGGCGCCGUCGUCAACAACUCCUCGCUCGCCGGCUCGCUCGGCAUCGACAACCUCUCCAUCUACGGCACCACCAAAGCGGCGGUGAACCAGCUGACGAGGAACUUGGCCUGCGAAUGGGCGAAGGACAACAUCCGAACCAACUGCGUCUCACCUGGUUCGAUCAGGACGCCACUCCUAGAGCCGCUACUGGCGAUGCCGGAGUUCAAGGCGAAGGAAACGUAUCGAAUUCCGCUGGGCCGCGUGGGUGAGUCGGAAGAGGUGGCGCAGCUGGUGGCCUUUCUUUGCCUCCCUGCUUCCCGAUACAUCACCGGCCAAGUCAUCUUCAUCGACGGAGGCAAAUCGAUCAACGGUAACCUUUGAGUCUUAAGAUAUAUGUGGAGACCUAGCUACAAAAGUGAUUGUAACUCCUAUCUAAAUAAAGUCUUAUAUAUAAAGAUGAGCUUAAAGGAAUUGGACUGGUUUCCUUUUUAA
Zingiber officinale is the source of this 1103-nucleotide messenger RNA. RefSeq names its product tropinone reductase homolog At5g06060-like. The transcript has 5 exons. NCBI's taxonomy places the organism in Eukaryota, Viridiplantae, Streptophyta, Magnoliopsida, Zingiberales, Zingiberaceae. The record is from RefSeq and is a predicted model, not a curated record. Gene Ontology annotation, molecular function: oxidoreductase activity. Bases 183 to 992 code for a protein of 269 amino acids.